AUGUAUGACUUUAUGUCACUCACAACUCCCUACACACCCAUCAUUGAGCGUGGGAUCGCACUGCACAAAGUAAUGAGUCGGUCAUCCGGAAUGGUUGGACUUCCCGCGUAUCGGCAACAACGAGUCCUUCCACUACCUAGACGGCAAUUCAAUCUGGCUGACAGUGAAUUAUUGAGAUAUAAAUUUUUGAACAAAUGGGAUGCUGAAAUGAAUAAACUUGAACAGAGCACCGGCUUCUUGCACAAGGGACCAGCUUACGUCUCGUGGAAGCAUGGCGAUGAUAAAAUGAUCUGCUUUGAAAGAGCUGGACUACUGUUUGUAUUUAACUUCCAUGCGACAAAGAGUUUUCCUGACUACAAAGUAGGAGUCGAAGUGCCUGGAACUUAUAAAAUGGCGCUGAACAGCGACGAUGAGGACUUUGGAGGAUGGAAUCGCCUCAAACGGGAUUCUGAACACAUGACUUUCCCGGAAGGAUAUGCUGGACGACGUAAUCAUCUACUAGUUUACGCUCCAGCAAGGACAUGUCUUGUGCUCAGACUACUUUGA
Cylicostephanus goldi is the source of this 546-nucleotide messenger RNA. NCBI's taxonomy places the organism in Eukaryota, Metazoa, Nematoda, Chromadorea, Rhabditida, Strongylidae. The record is from the annotation of a GenBank genome assembly.